AUGGCGUACACCUGGGAUAACAGGGUAGCGUUUGUUGUUCGUUAUCUGUACGUUGUCAAUAUUUUCAUUACAGAUAUCGACAAUAACGGUUAUUUGGAUGCACACGAUUUUCAUUGCCUCGCACUUAGAACAUGCGUGCUGGAAGGCAAAGGGGAUUGUAGUGCAUCUAGACUGCAGAAGUACCAGCACAUCAUGAUGAGUCUGUGGGAGGAGAUAGCUCAGUUGGCGGACUUCGACAAGGUGCCAGACUAUGACGGUAUUGUGACUGUUGAUGAAUUCAAAGUAGCUGUUCAGAACAGUUGUAUCGGUCGGAAGUAUGAAGAGUUUCCUCAGGCGAUGAGGGCGUUCAUUGAGACGAACUUCAGAAUGAUAGACAUCAACUCUGACGGUAUAAUAGGCAUUGAAGAGUACAGAUACGACUGUGUGCAGCGGAUGGUGGUAGAUGACAUCAGGGUUAUAGAUGAAGCGUUCAACUCACUGUUAAAUGACGAUGACAGAAGGAAAGGAGGUCUUGCCCUUUACAGGUAUCAGGAACUAUUCGCUCAAUUCCUCAGCGAUCAAAGCGAAGACUGUCAGGCCAACCUGUUAUUCGGACCCUUAGAAUUAUAA
Danaus chrysippus (African queen) is the source of this 609-nucleotide messenger RNA. The record is from the annotation of a GenBank genome assembly. NCBI's taxonomy places the organism in Eukaryota, Metazoa, Arthropoda, Insecta, Lepidoptera, Nymphalidae.